CGAGGAGGUGGUCGAGGAAGAGGCAAAGGAAGAUCCUCCCAGAAUCAACAAUACCAACAUGCCGCUCCAGUCUUGACCAAUCCACUGUUACAAAAGCAAAAACAACAACCAACAGUACCAAAUGACGGUUUGCCACAACUCCACUCCAAUUGCGUCGAUACGGUCGUCACCAAUCCACCCUUUGGUACUAAACACAAUGCCGGCAUGGACCUACAAUUCUUGCAAACGGCCAUUCGAUUGGCACGACGAGCCGUCUACUCCUUUCACAAGACAUCCACACGACCCUUUCUCGUCAAAACAUGUCAAAGCUGGGGAUUACAAGUACAAGUCGUGGCUGAAAUGAAAUUUGAUAUUCCACAAAUGUACAAAUUUCACAAACAAAAAUCCAUGGAUGUACAAGUGGAUCUACUGCGGAUAGAAAUAAUAGGAUCCAAUGAAAAUGACACGGAGGAAGAAGAGGAAGAAAGGGCGGAGGAACAAGAAGAUAGUGAAGAGGAAGCAGAGGACGAGGAGGAACAAGAUGAAGGAUACUGA
Seminavis robusta is the source of this 534-nucleotide messenger RNA. Lineage: Eukaryota; Bacillariophyta; Bacillariophyceae; Naviculales; Naviculaceae. The record is from the annotation of a GenBank genome assembly.